Xyrauchen texanus (razorback sucker) is the source of this 1474-nucleotide messenger RNA. It is a transcript of the gene saga, whose product is annotated as S-antigen; retina and pineal gland (arrestin) a. The transcript has 15 exons. Gene Ontology annotation, cellular component: photoreceptor inner segment; photoreceptor outer segment. NCBI's taxonomy places the organism in Eukaryota, Metazoa, Chordata, Actinopteri, Cypriniformes, Catostomidae. Bases 230 to 1327 code for a protein of 365 amino acids. The record is from RefSeq and is a predicted model, not a curated record. Gene Ontology annotation, biological process: signal transduction; G protein-coupled receptor internalization. Gene Ontology annotation, molecular function: G protein-coupled receptor binding.
CCUGCAGGAAACACAGCUUGGUAUGUGUCUGUCUUUGUCUGUAUUUUGGGGCAGGCUGGAAAAUGGGUGAAAGGGAUUGUGGCUGACCUGAUUAGUUGGGCAAGACCUCCUGACAUCCUGGGUACAAAUAGCAGCUCCUCACUACAGGUCUGGUCUUUCUGUGUGUGUCUCCUGUCUCAGAUCUCACAAAUAAGUUGAAUCAUCACUAUUAAGGCUAAAACAACCAACAAUGAGCCCAAAAAAUAUCAUCUUCAAGAAAAUAUCCAAGGACAAGUCGGUGGGUGUGUACCUGGGGAAGAGAGACUUUGUUGACCGUGUUGACUCUGUGGAUCCAGUGGAUGGUGUCCUUCUGGUCGACCCUGAACAGCUGAAAGGGAAGAAAGCGUAUGUCACCUUAUCCUGCACGUUUCGGUAUGGACGCGAUGACAUGGACGUGAUGGGAAUCGCGUUCAAGAGGGAAAUAUAUCUGUCCACCAGGCAGAUCUACCCACCUCUGCAGGACAAAGAUCAGGGCAUUCUCACCAGAGUGCAGGAUAAACUACUGCGCAAGCUGGGUCACAAUGCCUACCCGUUUUUCUUUGAAUUCCCAGAUAACUUGCCUUGCUCAGUAGGACUGCAGCCAGCCCUAACUGAUGUUGGAAAGCAUUGUGCUGUUGAGUUUGAGGUGAAGGCAUUCUCUGCAGAGAGCCAGGACGCCAAAGUUCGCAAACGGAGCUCAGUGCGUUUGAUGAUUCGUAAGGUCCAGUAUGCUCCAGAGAAGCCAGGACCAGCACCUUGUGUGGAGACCACUCGUGACUUUCUCAUGUCUGACAAACCGCUGCAUUUGGAGGCAAGCUUAGAGAAGCAGAUAUACUAUCAUGGGGAACCUCUCAAUGUACGGGUCAAAAUCAGAAAUGAUUCCAACAAAAAUGUGAGGAACAUCAUUCUUUCUGCUGAACAAAUUGCCAGUGUGGUGCUGUACUCCAGUGACAGUUACAUGAAAGCAGUGGCCACUGAGGACUCUGGGGAUUCUGUUGACUCUGGUGCAAAACUGGACAAAGUCUAUACUUUGCUACCUCUAUUGGCCAAUAACAGAGAGAGGCGGGGCAUUGCACUGGAUGGAAAACUGAAGCAUGAAGACACCAACCUAGCCUCUUCAAGCAUCAUCAAAGAGGGUGUUUUGAAAGAGGUUAUGGGGAUCCUGGUGUCUUACAGAAUCGUUGUGAAACUGAUUGUUGGAGGGAUUAUGGGAUCCAGCGAGGUUGGGGUGGAGCUUCCAUUUCAGCUUAUGCACCCGAAGCCUGAUGCAGUGAAAGAAAGGUCAGUUGUGUUUUUAAUAUUUCACUAAGAACCAACCUCAUAUUUUUAAAGGGUUAAAGUUUUUUAAUAAGAAUAUUAUUGAGUGCAACUUUAACACCUCAUUUUUAUAUCUCAUACCAUAUUUUAUACCAAUGAGCUCAUUUUUGUAUUUUUGCAAGUCUCAAGCAUACAUUUG